Molecule: messenger RNA, 1285 nt
Organism: Diachasma alloeum
Lineage: Eukaryota; Metazoa; Arthropoda; Insecta; Hymenoptera; Braconidae
Gene: Vlet
Product: COMM domain-containing protein 10
Exons: 3
Coding region: 129-722 (197 amino acids)
Source: RefSeq, a predicted model, not a curated record
UACAAACGACCCCUCUCCUCCACCGGCCCGCCCAUAGUUGGACUCGAAUGACAGCAGAAACUAUUUUGAGGUUAUUUCAGUGUUUUGACCUGUCAAAGGACUGAAGUAAUUUGUGAAUAACUGCAACAAUGACUUCUUGGAUCACUGUGACACCCAGACUGCAGCAGGGAUUGGAAGUCGUCACUCAAAUAGACAACGCAAAAUUUCGUCCCUUGGUAAACCGAAUUUGCCAGAGUUUAAAUUCAGGAAAAACUGAAAAAGCAUUUAGUCAGGACGAAGAAGAGAAACUACUGGUUUCCUUGAAUGUCAAACGAGAUGAAUUGGACCUACUUCUUGAUACCAUCACAUUGAUAUACUCUCAAGCUGCAUUUGGUGUUGUUAAACCGGCAGUUAUGGAGUCGGUGAUGAAGGAAUCUUUCCCAGUGUCUGAGGACAAAGUCUCGAUAUUCGUGAAUGCUUGGAUUACAUAUGCAAAGGGGAUCAUUGACGUUUUGAGGCAUAAGUCAAUUUUUCCUAGUGAGGUCGAGGACGUGAAGUGGACACUGAACAUUCCAGCAGCAUCAUCUGCAAUUUCUCUGGAGGCAAAACCCUCAAUUCUCCUCCAACUAGACCUCACUGGAACUGAAUCGAAAAGAUUAACCGUCGAAAUGGAUAAAUCCCACCUCACAGAGUUCUACAACCACUUGGAAAAAAUCCAGAGUCAGCUAGACGCUUUGAAAUAAGGUAGAAAAUAUUUUAAAUUGAGCAUUUGUACAUAUUCUUUUUAAUAAUAUCAGAGAAAUAAUUUUUAUAUGUAUAUCUGGCCAACUUAUUCACGAUGUUGUAGUAAAGUUUUCGUAUAUCCUCGAUGUAGGGGGGUGGUAUUGACUCAGGGAGGCAUAGUAAUUGGAAUUAACACCGAGGAUAACUUCCUCGUUCGAUUGAGUCUCAUUCUUGCGCCGUGACUGCCUAUUUUCAGUGCUUCUUAGUCUCAUGUUAUUUGGAUGAUCAAAAGACACUGUCUCGAGGACUCGAGAACCUCUGUUGAAUAAUUUUCCCUUCCACACGACUAAAACGACGAUGAGAAUCAUGAGGAAGAGAAUGAGCGUUGUCACUGCUCCGACGAUCCAACCAAGGAUUCCAUCAGCUGAAUAAAAAUUUAUAGAAUUAGAGAUAAAUGACAGAACAAAAUGAUCGAGGAGAGUAGGGCCCGAGUCGAAUAUUGUCUAAUGGUUAUAAAAUCGCUAAUAAAAUUUCUUAUUAGUUUUUAAAAUUCAGUAAAAUUGAGUUCUCCAUGAAAAUUUAA